UCAGUUCCUGAAUUAAAAUAUCGAAAAUAAGCGUAAAAUGUAAGAAGCGAGAACACGAGAAAGUGCAUUGAAAAAUACAGAUCACGAAGUUAUUUCUCGUGAUAGCGUCUAAGACAUCGUUACGACUAGUGGAGUCUGAAUUUCAACCGAAUUUAUAAUUAUUGAUGGAAUAUAUUUGUGGCGGCCAUUUUGGAUAAUUUUUUCAGAGUAUUAUAGAAUUCAGAUUUCUUGCGACUGCCACGACUUUUAGUUGAAAUCAAUUUGUGCCCAGUAUUAAAUAUUUCUGUUACGAGCCACCCGAUAACAAGAUAUCGUUCAGUGCAACGUAAGAAAACAACAGUUAUUUUUAGAACUGCCUUUGUGAAGUAAACAUUAACGCUAUGACCGACAACAACAAACCAAUCUCGUUUUUGGACAUAUUUUGUGCCAUUAGACUGAACGAUUUUAACAAAUUCAAGAACCUCAUUGAAAAAUCGCCAAAUAAAUGGCUCCGAGCUCAAAAACAUGGUUUUGACAUUAUACAACAUAUCUUGCAAAGAAAUAGAAAAGAGAUGUUCCUCUAUUUGUUAAAUUUUCAAGACAUGAUGGAUUUGGAAAAGGUCCUGGUCUACAUUCUCACUCACAACAACGACAAUGAAAACGAUUAUUACGCUUGUGAAAUUAUCAAAAAAGGUGUCUUCUUACAUGGAAGGUACAUCGGAGGACGAAAUUUUCUACACUGGUCUGUAGAAAAAAAUUGGAUAAAUAUGACAAGACUGUUGCUGGAUAAAGGAAUGAGUGUCAAUAUCGUCGACAAAAACGGACACACAGUAUUGCAGAAAGUAAUAGAAAGAGGUCGUUCUAGUAACGAUUACGAAUACAUUGUCAUGCUGCUCUUUUAUGGAGCAAACGUUUGUCUUCGAAAUUCAGACGGGUACAACGCUUUUGAACUCGCUGUUACACAGAACCACUCAAAAUCUGUUCAAGAAUCCCUAUUUUAUCGUACGCUUGAUGAAAGAGCCCGCGGUAAAACGCACUUCAAAGUGUUGUUUAAAUUAAUCAAAAGCGGCUCUCCAUUUUCAGCCAAGUAUUUUAGCAUCAUGUUACGCAGUGCAUAAUAGAUUCAUCUUAAACUUAUUAAGUGUUAGAAAUAAUAAUAAUAAUAAACAUUUACUUUAAAAAAAUAUUUGCGGACGCGGUUCCCAUUGUUACUAAUUCACCAUUUGAUUUGAGCAACAAUAAAGCAUAACCAUUUUUCCAUGGUUUUUAUAAACAUCCUUUUACCUUCAGUAACAUCAUACCGUAUCAUUCAUCUCUCUAUAUAAAUUCGAAAAACCGAGAAACUUCACUCAUUCAAAACAUGUUUGCUGCAACUUUAGUACUCUGUGGGGCCUUUUCAGCUGUGGUCACUAGCUCCGAAGUCUUCAGAGCACUAGAUGUCACUAAAUUAGUCCAAGAAUGUGCCCAAGAAACUAAUACUCCUGAAUCUGAAUACAACAAUGCCGAACUACUGUUUUCUCCGCCACCUGAAAAUGUUCUUUGCAUGGCAAAAUGUUUAGCUGAAAAACUGGAAAUCCUUGAUUCCGAUGGGACAAUAAUUGAGGAAAAAGUGUCUGAAAUUAUAGAAGAUUUUCCCGAGGAUUUGCAGACUGCUGUGGUAGAAUGUAAUGAGAAAAUUAAGAAAGUUGGCAGUUGUGGUGACGUGGAAGAGUACCGGAAAUGUAUACAACCUGCUGUGGAAAAAGUGAAGAAGAUGUAUCAUCCAUAAUUUAGUUAAUUUUUGUUUGACCAAGUUGCAACCAAGUUGUACAUAGAAUAUAUUUUGUUAUAUGCUAGUUUUAAAAAAAUAAAAU
Molecule: messenger RNA, 1832 nt
Organism: Zophobas morio
Lineage: Eukaryota; Metazoa; Arthropoda; Insecta; Coleoptera; Tenebrionidae
Exons: 6
Coding region: 1340-1747 (135 amino acids)
Biological process (GO): protein localization to ciliary inversin compartment
Cellular component (GO): ciliary inversin compartment
Molecular function (GO): protein binding; odorant binding
Source: RefSeq, a predicted model, not a curated record